UUUUUUGAUUCCCGGGUGGCUUGGGGCCAGGGAGGGGGGAGAGGGCGAGGGGAGUGGCAGCGGCCUCCCCUCGCCCGGGAGUCGGCCUAGCCCGGGAACUCCGAACCCGGCCCUCAACGGUGGGCCCUUCAGCGCUGCAGUGACCAAAGCUGCAGCCCGAGGCCCCGGCUGACGGGCUGAGAGCCAGACUCGCGCUCACUUUCCCAGUUCCCCGCCCCCACCCGCUCCGCCCCACCCCCACGGCGCCUGCUCCCUUCCCUAUCAACCUCCCCUCCCCCACAUCCGGUGUUCUCGAACUGGUAUCCCCGGGCAGCCCCAGAAAGGCGUCUGUUUCCCACCCGGGGAGAGGGAGCUGACUUUAGGUUGCUUUCUUCUUGGAAACAGUUUCUCUAAUUUGGCCGGCCCUCCUUUCCUAAAUCAAACCGAGUGCCAGGACCUGAGUUUAUCUACUCUAUUCCCCUCUAGGGCCCUGCUGUGUCGGACUUUUCAUAUUCCUCUUACAAAAUCGAAUUCUGGUGUCCUACACCCAUUCCCUAUCUUGGUCACACUCCCACCCUUAACCCCCAACGUCGGAGUCCAGAGCUACAAGGACAGUUGGUUCUUGUAGGAUUGGUGAAACCGUAAUGAAGAACACCCCGUAAGCUCCCAUAACCCGUGCGGAUUCUAUUGGGGAAGGCUCACUUUGUUGACAUCUACCAGACUUGUUUCUGAACCUUCAGAAGGAGGCAGUGUAUCUAGUGAUAGUCGUCCCUCUUUAGCGUAAAUGUGUAGGUAUUGAGGAAAGGGGAGAGAUCAAUGGAAAAGGAAUGAAGUGGUUUAAAUUUCAUUUCAGUUUUUACUGUUCAUAUAAUGCCAGUCUGUGAGUUAUUUACAGGCUUCAUUUAUAGAUUCAUUUAUAGUUAUUUAUAGAGUUGCUUCAUUCUAAAAAUAUUAACUCUUGGUAUAAGCAGUAAAUGAAAAAUACAGCUUGUUACCUUGUUUUAAAAUUUUAUUUCCAGAUAAUUUUUUUCUGCCACCUACAUUUUUCAAAAUGUCAGAGCCGAAAGGGUCCAACUAGAAUUUACUGCUAAUGACCAGUAUGUGGAGUCUGAUUUAGCUUUCCAGAAUUAACUUUUUUGGUUGUAUUGACAAAUCACAGUCCUUAAUGUUGACUGAUGCACUAUAUUUAGAUGGAAUUUCCUGAAACAAAUCCCAAAAUUAAGGGGAAAAAAUCAGAGUUGCUAUGAUUAGGAUUCAUUAAAAAUAUAUAUCUUAAGAACUGAAGGUAUUUUCAGCAAAUAUAGUUCUUGAUACAGCAGAAAGAACAUGAGUCUGAGAUUUGGAAGACCUGUCUUUUAGCUGCUAGACAUCAGUUCCAUGAUUAAGAGGAAAUGGGCCUCUGUUCUUUUUUCUCUAACAUGAGGACAUAGGACUAUUUGGAUUCAGGAAGUUAAAAGGAACCCUAAAGCCCUUUAAGGAAGAGUUUGGGAAUGUUCUCCCUUGCUGCCAUUUUUCCUCCAAAAAUAACUUGGCUUGGAAGUCAUUGGUUGAAAGGGAAUUUGACUCCCCAUAGAAACUGGAGAAAAGGUAAUGCAAGUAGAGAACAGCUGUAUUUCUGCUUGAGUAAUAAGUCCACUAACAGGUUCUGGUAUGAAUUUUGGAGACAUAAAGAGAAUGAGUAUAUGUACUCUAAGUGUACCGGUUUCCUCACUCUCUCCUGGCAGAAGAUGCAGUACUUUUAGUGAUUCUGGGAUUCUGGGAUGUGUUUCCAUUAAUAGUAAUACAGAUGAAGAUGAUGUGGUAAAGGGAAAGAUGGUGGCAGAAGGAGUGGAUAAAGAGGCAAAAUUGCCCACUAAAAAGAAAAGAAAGAAGGGUUUGCGAAUUAAGGGGAAAAGGCGCCGAAAAAAAUUGGUCCUUGCCAAAAAGUUUAAUAAGGAGCUGGGAUCUGGGAGACCUGUUGCAGAUGCCCCUGCUUUGUUAGCUUCCAGUGCCCCUGAGCAAGAUGAAGAAGAAGGUCUUUUUGAGAGCAAUAUAGAAAAGCAGAUCUAUCUACCUAGUACCAGAGCCAAGACCUCCAUUGUAUGGCACUUCUUUCAUGUUGACCCUCAGUAUACCUGGCGAGCCAUUUGUAAUCUCUGUGAGAAGAGUGUCAGCAGGGGUAAACCAGGCAGUCAUCUUGGUACAUCUACUCUUCAACGACAUCUGCAGGCAAGGCAUUCACCUCACUGGACCAGGGCCACCAAGUUUGGAGUCACUAAUGGGGAAGAGGACUUUACCUUGGAUAUAUCUCUAUCUCCUUCUUCUCCUGGAAGCAAUGGAAGCUUUGAGUAUAUUCCCACUGAUUCGCUAGAUGAAAAUAGAAUGGGUGAGAAACGUGAUAAAUUGGCAACUGAUGCCCUGAGGGCAAAAAGAGGGAGAUUUCUCAUCAAAAGUAACAUUGUCAAGCAUGCCUUAAUUCCUGGAACCAGAGCCAAGACAUCUGCAGUUUGGAAUUUUUUUUACACUGAUCCUCAGCACAUCUCCAGAGCUGUGUGUAACAUAUGUAAAAGAAGCGUGAGCCGGGGUAGGCCAGGCUCCCACUUAGGAACUUCAACACUUCAAAGACACCUGCAGGCCACACACCCCAUCCAUUGGGCUGUUGCCAACAAAGACAGUGGUGCUAUUGGAAAUGGAUUAGAUGAGACGGAGACUGAGAGCAGUGAUCUCUUGAAUGAUACUUUGCAUGGAGAGAAGUCUUCAGGCAGCCAAGAUUUAACAGCUGAAGACCUUAGUGACUCUGAUACAGAUGAACCUCCUGUUUUAGAGGUUGAAAAUAGAUCUGAGAGUCCUGUUCCUGUUGCAGAGCAACAUAAUGUGGUACAUGUACAAGAGAGAGAAACAACACAUUGUGAAAAUAUUGCCUCAAGUCAAAUAAGUCAAGCAAUUAUUCAAAUGAUUGUGGAGGAUAUGCAUCCUUACAACUAUUUCUCGACCCCAGCUUUUCAGAGGUUUCUGCAGAUUGUUGCUCCCGAUUAUAGAUUGCCAUCAGAGACUUUCUUUUUCACCAAAGCUGUACCUCAGUUAUAUGACUGUGUUAGAGAAAAAAUUUUCUUAACGUUAGAGAAUGUUCAAAGCCAAAAGAUCCAUCUGACUGUUGACAUGUGGACCCAUGACCCUUCCACUGACUAUUUCAUUGUGACUGUACAUUGGGUCUCUUUGGAAACUGCAUCUUUUCCCAAUAAUGGUGGGAUCCCCAAUUUUAGAAAGUGGGCAGUGCUUUGUGUUACAGGUUUAGCCAAAGACUGUUUGAUAACUAACAUUUUGCAAGAAUUAAAUGACCAGAUUGGUCUAUGGCUUUCUCCUAAUUUCCUUAUCCCUAGCUUCAUUGUUUCUGACAAUUCUUCUAAUGUGGUACAUGCAAUCAAAGGUGGUGGUUUUACCCAUGUGCCAUGCUUCCUGCAUUGUUUAAAUAUAGUGAUUCAGGACUUUUUCUGUGAGCAUAAAAGCAUUGAGAAUAUGUUAGUGGCUGCUAGGAAAACCUGUCAUCAUUUUAACCAUUCAGUCAAGGCCCGCCAGAUACUACAGGAGUUCCAAAAUGAUCACCAGCUUCCCUGGAAAAAUUUGAAGCAAGAUGAAACUGGUCAUUGGAUUUCUACCUUUUAUAUGUUAAAAUGGCUCUUGGAGCAUUGCUACUCAGUUCACCAUAGCCUUGGUAGAGCCAGUGGAGUUGUGCUUACCUCCCUUCAGUGGACUCUAAUGACAUACGUUUGUGAUAUUCUUAAGCCAUUUGAGGAGGCCACCCAGAAAGUGAGUGUAAAGACCACAGGAUUGAAUCAGGUGCUACCCCUCAUCCAUCAUCUCCUCUUUUCCCUGCAGAGACUCAGAGAUGAUUUUCAAGUCAGAGGUAUUACUCAGGCUCUCAAUUUGGUGGACAGUUUAUCUUUGAAACUUGAAACUGAUGCCCUACUAAGUGCCAUGCUCAAAUCCAAGCCCUGUAUCUUGGCUACUUUGUUAGAUCCUUGCUUUAAGAACAGCUUGGAAGACUUUUUUCCUCAAGGUGCUGAUUUAGAAACUUACAAACAGAUCCUUGCAGAAGAGGUUUGUAAUUAUAUGGACUCUUCACCUGGGGCCUGCCAAAUUGCAAACUCAGAAGCAUCUGGUCCGUUAGUUAGAUUAGGAACUGAUUCAUUUACUUCUAUAAAAGAAGGCACCUCCAAUUCAGGUUCCAUGGAUAGCUCAGCAGCAGACAGUGUUGCUAUUGGAAGCAAAAGCUUCUUGUUCCCUUCUGCUGUAGCCAUAGUGGAUGAGUACUUCAAAGAGAAGUAUUCGGAGCUCUCAGGAGGUGAUGACCCUUUGAUUUACUGGCAGAGGAAGGUGAGCACAUGGCCAGCUCUGACCCAAGUUGCUAUUCAGUAUCUGAGUUGCCCCAUGUGUAGUUGGCAAUCAGAAUGCUUGUUUACCACAAAUAGCCACUUUCACCCAAAGCAGGUCAUGAGCAUGGACUUUGAUAAUAUAGAACAGCUGAUAUUUCUGAAAAUGAACUUGGAAAAUGUUAACUAUGACUAUUCUACAUUGAUUCUGAGCUGGGACCCUGAAAGUAAGGCUGCUCAAAACAAUGAAAAAGAAAGAGUACCUUAAUUUCUUUUUCCUUACUCUACUUAAAAUGGGCAACUUUUUGCUAUAUUACUAUAUCCUUAUUGCUAUAAUUAAAUGUAGUCAUUAUUAAUUCUUUAAAAAUAGCUGGGUGUGGUUCCAGGUGCCUCUAAUCCCAGCUAUUUGAGAUACUGAGGCUGGAGGAUUACUUUAGCCCAUGAGUUUGAGACCAGCCUGAGCAACAUAUUAAGACCCCAACUCAUAAAACAAAAAACCUGGGGAAAUAUAAAAAUACAAAAUGUUGAAAGUUCUUCAGAAGCAAUAGAAUGUUGAUAAAAUGAAGGUUAACUUUUCAGAUUUCACAGUUUGUAGCUCAAUAUAGCUAACAUCUGAAAAUGUUUUAUCAAUUGAAAGAGAAAAGAUAGCGUUAAUGAUAAAAUAUAGUGCAGCAUUGAAAGAAUAUAGGUGUUUCUAGCUGGAGAUUGGACUAGUCCUUGGUUUGAAGUAAAAAUGUCCCCCAACAUGGGAAGUUUGAUUACCCUGAAAUCAGUGACUUGAAGGGGGAAGAAUUAGUGUUAUUUCUUUACCCUCCCUAUUCUUUAAAAACCCUGGUGCUUAUAACUUGACAAAUAGAAAACCCACAAAAUUUUCUUAUUUGGAAAUUCUCAAUUGCCUCCUCAUACUGGUCAGCUUAUAAUGUCAAAUUACUGGGUGUCAUAGAAUUUCCCUUUGUAUUUAGGAUUAGGUUUCUAUAAAAGGGGAACAUUACAAAACAAAAUUAGUCUUUCAAUUACCUUUUCUAAAAUAGCAUAAAAGCAAAGCUAUAUAGUUCUUUUGCAUAACUUAUUAGUAAAUAGCAUUAAAUAUUUAAAAUUUUUAAAAAUCCAAUGGGAUUUAGAAUGCAAGCCCCAUGAGCAUGGCAAAAUCAGUAUGAAUUUCCCAAAGAAUAGUUCUGUAGUUUUGGUCAUUUUUUAAAAAGCAUACUUCAUGCUUCAUAGUAUCAUAUCUUUAACUAUGAAGUUUGGCCACUGUAUUCUUAACUAAAAUAAAGCCAGUAUUUUAAUGUAUUAGGAAUCAUUGGUGAAAUGAGUGAACAAUCUCAGUGGUCCUCAAGGUUCCUUUCCACUCUGAAAGUCUGUUCUGUGAUUGAGUGGGAGGCCAGAAAGUGAUGACUUUUAUUAAGUCUAUUAGAAGUUUCAGACUGAAUAACUAAUGUAAGAUCCCAAUUUUUCCUUUUUUUCAUUUUAGAUUUGG
Molecule: messenger RNA, 5805 nt
Organism: Nannospalax galili (Upper Galilee mountains blind mole rat)
Lineage: Eukaryota; Metazoa; Chordata; Mammalia; Rodentia; Spalacidae
Gene: Zbed6
Product: zinc finger BED-type containing 6
Exons: 1
Coding region: 1630-4596 (988 amino acids)
Cellular component (GO): nucleus
Molecular function (GO): DNA binding; protein dimerization activity
Source: RefSeq, a predicted model, not a curated record